AUUGUCUGGAAGCUCACCAGAACCUCCCCGUUUCCGUCAUCGGUGGUCGCUUUUACCGCCUUACCGAGUUACCAUUCCAAUCGACUCGUUUGCCGCUUUAUUUUUAAAUCUUCCAGAGCAAGUUUGAAGGGAUGAAACCGUUUCAUUUCAUAAAUCUCCAGCGUUAGCUUACCAAGUAAGUACUAGACCAUUUUAAAGCACUAGAAUUUUGGCACUCCCGACAAUCAGUAUACGGACCGGAAGUCUGGCAAUACUCCCUGCAUUUGUUGGCAACGUCUUCCGCCCAUUCGAAUAUUCCAUCAUCUGCCGUACGUUAAUUUCGUCGCCAAGAAGAUGAGUCUGAAUUCAUCAUCCAGGUCCGCCACAUCGAAUUCAAAUUCGAAGCGGAGCGUGACCUCAAACUCUAAUUCCAACCCUUCCACUUCGGGCAAUAACAGCUGUCGAAAUAAUGACAAGAGAAACAGGAAGCGGAAAACUGACCAAAAUCAGAAAACCCUAGGCAUGGCUUGGGGAGCAAAUUCUCGAUCUUCUUCCCGCUCCGCCUUUCGCAAUUCACCCUUCCCCGAUUUCGGCAGUUACAUGGUUAUGAAGAAUCAGAAGCUACAUCAACAGUUUGAUGCUGAGGCUUCAUCUUCUUCAGUUAGUGGUGCUUGUUCUGGAAAACCCAUAUUUGAUGGAGUAUCUAUUUUUGUUGAUGGAUAUACAGUGCCUUCUAGCCAGGUGAUGCCAAAUUCUGAGGAACUAAAAGGUUACAUGUUGAAGUAUGGAGGACGCUUUGAGAAUUACUUUUCGCGCCAUCAUGUUACUCAUAUUAUCUGCAGUAAUCUUCCUGACAGUAAAAUUAAAAAUUUAAGGUCCUUCAGUGGCGGACUUCCAGUUAUUAAACCUACAUGGGUGCUGGAAUCUGUUGCUGCCAAUAAAUUGUUAAGCUGGAUACCUUACCAGCUUGAUCAACUUGCGAGUGAAACCAAGAAACAACCAAAAUUAUCAGCAUUUGGUUUCAAAUCUGGCCCAGUCCUUGAUGAUUUGGAAGAAUCUAUAAGUGGCCAAGCGGUGCCUCAAUCUGGUAUUGCAACAUUGAGGACUAGCUGCAGUUUGGAAGCUAAUAUAUUUGGCAAGGCUGAAUGUACUGAAGAGGUAGAGGAGUGUCAUUCAGUUUCUGAUGACCCCUUUCAUCCAAAUGCUGCUGAAUCAACAGAUCAAGCACCAACUUAUUGCAUGGAAAAUCACUGUGAGGUGGAAUUGGAUGCUGCUGUGGUGGGUCAAUCCGAUGCUGGAUAUCAUUCGCACAUAAGUCCUUGUCAAGAUCCUAAGUCAGACCAUAACGACUGCUUGGAAGAUCACAUAAUUGAGGAGUCAUCGAGUUCCAAAACCAUUAGGCCCAGUACAACAGGGCAUUCAACUCUUUCAGAUGCAAAUUUUGUGGAAAACUAUUUUAAGUUUUCUAGGCUGCAUUUUAUUGGCACUUGGAGAAACCGUUAUCGUAAACGUUUUCUGAGCUCUGCUAAUGGUUUUAAGGAUAUGAAUCCCAGUCGUAAUGCUUUUGCAACAUCCCAGAAAACUACCAUUAUCCAUGUGGACAUGGAUUGCUUCUUUGUAUCAGUGGUUAUUAGGAAGCACCCUGAUUUGAAAGAUAAGCCCGUUGCUGUUUGCCAUUCAGAUAAUUCUCGAGGAACUGCUGAGAUUUCUUCUGCAAAUUAUCCUGCUCGAAAUCAUGGGGUGAAGGCUGGAAUGUUUAUUAGAGAUGCUAAGGCCCUUUGUCCUCAGCUUGUCAUUUUGCCAUAUAAUUUUGAUGCUUAUGAGGAGGUGGCUGAUCAAUUUUAUGAUAUUUUACAUAAGCAUUGCAACAAAGUGCAGGCUGUUAGCUGUGAUGAAGCAUUUAUAGAUGUCACUGACUUAAGAGUAGAGGAUCCUGAGCUUUUUGCGAGAGCUAUUAGGACAGAGAUUCAUGAAACCACAGGAUGCACUGCGAGUGCUGGAAUUUCUGGGAGUAUGCUUAUGGCUCGUGUCGCAACAAGGAUUGCAAAACCAGAUGGCUUGUGCUACAUUCCUUCUGAAAAGGUGGAUGAUUAUUUGCAUGAGCUUCCAGUUAAAGCACUUCCUGGAAUUGGUCAUGUUUUAGAGGAGAAAUUGAAAAAGAAGCAAAUAAAUACUUGUGGCCAGUUACGUUUGAUCUCCAAGGAAUCUCUUCAAAAAGAUUUUGGUGUGAAAACAGGCGAUAUGCUCUGGAAUUUCAGCAGGGGGAUUGAUAAUCGGUUGGUUGGAGUGUUUCAGGAAAGCAAAUCCAUUGGUGCGGACGUGAACUGGGGUGUGAGGUUCAAUGAUUUGAAUGAUAUGAAGGAUUUCUUAUUGAAGCUUUGCAAGGAGGUGUCAUUACGAUUGCAGGGAUGCGGACUUAAAGGCCGCACCAUUACCUUGAAGAUAAAGAAGAGAAGAAGUGAUGCUGGGGAGCCAGUGAAGUAUAUGGGCUGUGGUGACUGUGAGAAUCUAAGUCGUUCUGUCACGCUCCCAAUGGCUACAGACGACGUGGAUGUAUUUCAGAGGAUAACAGCUCAGCUUUUUGGAUAUUUUCAUAUAGAUGCAAGAGACAUUAGAGGAGCAGGCUUGCAGGCAUCUAAACUUGAAAGUGCUGACAGGAAUAUACGAGGGCAUGAGAAGUACUCCAUUCGAUCUUGGCUAGUCUCCUCACCAGCAAGGAAAAGUAGUAUGGGCAAAGAUGUUAGUGAACAUAUGAAUGGUGCAGGCAAGGGUGAUCAGUUAUACUCUGAUAUUGGACCUCCAGUUCAAGCGAAGGGUAGUUUUUCCGGUGGGGAAGCACAUGUUGUGCAUCGUGCAACUCUCCCUGCUCUACAUGAGCUUGAUGUUGGAGUGAUAGAGUCUCUUCCUCCUGAAGUUUUAUCAGAGAUUAAUGAUCUGUAUGCAGGGGAGUUAAUAAGCUUCAUUUCCAAGAAGAAAGAGAAAAAUGCUGGGAACAAUGUGAUGGAUGAAGAACAAUCUCUUUCCAAUCCAUUGGUGCCCCCAAACAAGGAUUUUGUUCAUGAUGCGGCUGAAAAGAUCAAGUCAUCUGAGAAAGAAGAUGAACAGUAUAUAAACAAAAUGAUCCAAGGGUUGCCAGAAACCUCUGGGUCAGUUACUGCUCUACUUCCAGAGACAGACAGCCUUAUGCCAUCAUCAUUAAGUCAAGUCGAUUCAUCAGUGUUGCAGCAAUUGCCUGAAGAGCUUCUAGCAGACGUACUUGUGUCUCUUCCUGCCCAUAGGAGGCCAGAUUUUAUGUCAAAUGAUGUAUACUUGGACCAUAUUAGGGAUCAGACUGGAGCAAUUGAUUUCCUGCCGAGCAAUAAUCUCUGGGUUGGAAAUCCACCAAGAUGGGUUGACAAUUUUAGACUCAGCAGUUGUCAGCUGUUGAAUCGAAUAGCAGUUUUGUACAACAAGUCUAGCCCUCGUGGUCAGUUUUCAUCUGUAUUGCAGCUUAUUAUGUCUGAGUAUCCCUUAGAUGAUGGAGGGGAUGACGCAGUUAAUUGCUUGUGUGAGCUGAUGAAGCAAUAUAUUAAGCUUAAAAUUGAAACUGAUGUUGAAGAGAUAUAUACUUGUUCUUGCCUUUUAAGAAGGUUGACUUCGAGGUCAGAAUUGUUCUUACAGGUUUAUAAUUGCAUCAUUCCUCACCUUCAGGCUGCUGUUGGAGAAACCUACGGUGGAGACCUCAAUAUUUGUUUCAUAGAGUAGUGUUUUUGGCACUUCAGUGAUUCCAUUUCUGUAAUCCAAAUGAUGCAAGUCUUCAUGUGAGAGAACCAUUCUCGUUCAUUUCUCAUUUGCUGAACGCUGAAGAGCAUGACUGGGACCAAGAUGGAGGUUUUAACGGGGGAAUACCUGGCAUGGUGAUUUUUUGUUUUGCCAUAACUUGGGGAAUGCUGUUCUUUGUAUGGCUAUUGUGCAUCUGAGAAUUCACCGAUUCUUGAAGACAGAUAAUUGUGGUAUUUGAGGUCCCAAGACGGAUUUGAACUGGUUAUAGGGGGAGUUGGGAGUUACAAACUGCUUUUGGUCCCCUAUCAACACCUUCACUAGGUGGACAUUUGUGGAAUUUGUACUGCAUCAAAUGAGGGCAAUUGUGGAAUUUAAGUUGAGGUGUGCCUCUGUCCUCUUCUCUCACAAACUCUCCCAUGCCGACUGAUGCACCGAACCACCGAUUUAAUUCCCCUAAGUGCCGCCCGCCAACUCUCCCCUUUCUCCUUUCUCCAUCACCCCUCCUCAUCACCAUUGGGAAGAAUAUUAGACAAGGAAAAUUGACCUACUUGCAGAUGCAAGAUUUGGCGGUAGCCAUCAUAUUCUCCGCCGGCCUUCCGAUUCUCAAUUACCACCAAUUAAAAAUGCAUCUUGUCCCUGGCCCACCACUUCCCUCUUUUCUGCCAAAUAAUUGUUGGCUUCCCCUCCAUCCGUAGAUCCAAUAUGGCUGGUUAUUGGAGAUAAUUCAGGCGUACACAAAUGGGAGACCAAGAAUAGUCAUUGAAAGAAAACAACUAUGACUUCUACGCGGUUGUUUUCCUUAGCUGUUGUUUUCUUAUCUCAGCUACAUAUUAUUGUCAUCGCAGCGACUUCAUUAACGCCUGGUAGAAGUGGAUGAUGCAAUCGAAGAGAAUCGUGCCUUGAAUGACAUUGACGACCACCAACUCCAUUAAGGUACUUGAUUUACCAACUUUGAUUUGGAGGAGUUGCGAUGAAUGUGGCCAUGCACCAAAAUGGUUUCGCCUGAUUGCUGCCAUGCAGUGUGUAUCCACUAUGAUUGGUUUUACUUGUUUCAGAGAUUGAGUACCUUAAUGCUGAAUGUAAUGAAAUUAUUAUUUAUGGGGAGUUUAAGACCAGCAAUAUCCUCCUUGACAAAAAACAUACGAGCAAAUAUUCGUCCCUAAAUUUUUUUGCCGUGUCAA
Molecule: messenger RNA, 4922 nt
Organism: Coffea arabica (coffee)
Lineage: Eukaryota; Viridiplantae; Streptophyta; Magnoliopsida; Gentianales; Rubiaceae
Product: DNA repair protein REV1
Biological process (GO): error-free translesion synthesis; error-prone translesion synthesis
Cellular component (GO): nucleus
Molecular function (GO): damaged DNA binding; deoxycytidyl transferase activity; DNA-directed DNA polymerase activity
Source: RefSeq, a predicted model, not a curated record